AUGGAAGAAUCUGCAGGCGAGCUCGCGGAGUUGGUCAGAUCUCUGGAAGACUUUGAGCCCACGAUUCCUGAGGAGCUGGUUAGGCACAUCGGCCGACGAUAUGGAUGCGAUUUCGAAGACCCGAACCUAGCCAAGCUGGUUGCCCUGGCAGCGCAGCAGUCCGUUUGGUCCACUCUGGAAGAAACUCAGCAACUCUGUCGUGUCAGGAAGGGGCUCCCAAUGUCCCGCCUGAAGGAGCUGGGCCACAAUCCGCGCGACAAGAGGCCAGUGCUGCUCACUGAGGAUGUGGUGAAGGCCCUUAAGGAGCGUGGCGUGACGGUGCCCUACAUGCCCUACCAGCUGGAUGACAAGGCAACGACGGCUGCCCCACCCGCGGGGAACAAAAAGUCGUAA
Messenger RNA from Ostreobium quekettii, 393 nucleotides. NCBI's taxonomy places the organism in Eukaryota, Viridiplantae, Chlorophyta, Ulvophyceae, Bryopsidales, Ostreobiaceae. The record is from the annotation of a GenBank genome assembly.